Messenger RNA from Lineus longissimus, 3860 nucleotides. RefSeq lists its product as uncharacterized. Bases 974 to 2674 code for a protein of 566 amino acids. Lineage: Eukaryota; Metazoa; Nemertea; Pilidiophora; Heteronemertea; Lineidae. The record is from RefSeq and is a predicted model, not a curated record. The transcript has 11 exons.
CAAAUAAUCCGAUAUGCCGACAGCAUCUAACGUUUGUGUCGUUUGCUUAAAAUGAAUGUUGGUGUCAUGCAUGAAUAAAUGGUAUCCGGUGUUUUCGUUACUGCAAUGAAUUGUCAGUGGCUGAUCAUACUGUUGUCUUUGUCUUAGGGGGACCAGAAUCGGCAUCAGUCAGUGAAAGGACGAUACCUGAUCUGAUUGUGGACGUAUGGUGUUGCCUUUGUUUCAGGGAGAUCAGAAUCUGCAACAGUUAGUGAAAGGACGAUACCUGAUUGUGGAUGUAUGGUGUUGCCUUUGUAUUAGGGAGAUCAGAAUCUGCAGCAGUUAGUGAAAGGACGAUACCUGAUAGUGGGCGUAUGGUGUUGCCUUUGUUUUAGGGAGAUCAGAAGCUACACUAGUUAGUGAAAGGACGAUACCUGAUUGUGGACGUAUGGUGUUGCCUUUGUUUUAGUGAGAUCAGAAUCUACACUAGUUAGUGAAAGGACGAUACCUGAUUGUGGACGUAUGGUGUUGCCUUUGUUUUAGGGAGAUCAGAAUCUGAUGCAGUUAGUGAAAGGACGAUACCUGAUUGUGGACGUAUGGUGUUGCCUUUGUUUUAGGGAGAUCAGAAUCUGAUGCAGUUAGUGAAAGGACGAUACCUGAUAGUGGACGUAUGGUGUUGCCUUUGUUUUAGGGAGAUCAGAAUCUGCAGCAGUUAGUGAAAGGACGAUAACUGAUUGUGGACGUAUGGUGUUGCCUUUGUUUUAGGGAGAUCAGAAUCUGAUGCAGUUAGUGAAAGGACGAUACCUGAUUGUGGACGUAUGGUGUUGCCUUUGUUUUAGGGAGAUCAGAAUCUGCAGCGGUUAGUGAAAUGAUGAAUUGUCGUUAUUGGGAGAUGACCGGUCAUGCAUCGAUUUGUGUCGAUAUCACAGCAUAAUUUCAUCUGAAUACUAGUGCGGGAUGAGAAAAACUUGGUCGUGGCGUUAAGUUUGACGUGAUGUCUCAAUGGUUUUGGUCUCACGGAUUAUAUCUCCAUUUGGCGGUGCUGCUGGUUCGUGUGGUUGUGUCUUUCCCCGGAUGGGGUCAACCGCAGGAAGGAUGUGGCAGGUGUUUGAUUGAGUCUCAUCCAGAGGAACAAUGCGACAUUACUGGCUUUACGGACAUAGCUUCUCCACUUCCACGAUCUCACUGCUACAUCACAGCGCCAAAACUCAAGGUGAAAGUAGUUCCCGUAAAAGGCUGUCGUAGACUUACAUUUAACGUUACUAUUAGGCUUCCAGCCGAAGGUACAGACUGUUUGACAGGUUACCGAUUGUCAAUAGCCCAUCAUGAAAGUCAGGACUUCCUGUUCGCUUACGAUAUCAAACUUAGCAAUGGGAAUUGGUCACGUUUUGGCAAGCAGAUGGUACUCGAAUUCCAGAUUCCUGACCGCAGAAAGACCACAUGUGCCCCAACCGUUGUGGAAGGUAACGAAUAUUUUUUCAAGCUCCAGCCAGUACCGGGAAAGAGUCCCAUGAUGAGGUCGUUCACUGAGGAUGUAUUCGACUAUGUUACUGUUGAUUAUCCUGAAUGGGAACCUGGGAAAUGGGCAUCAGCAGUGAAUCACGAGGUGCUCGCAGAUGGUGUCCGCGCUUGGUUUAAAAUCCCGCCUGAGCCCCAGUGUUUCUGUCUUCGGAGGUUCAAGUUAAUGCUUGUCUUUAGGGAAACCGAGUUAGAGGUUGGUGCCGUCAUUGUGAUUUAUCCGCACAACGAAGGAUUCUUUCCCAAAAUAGAAGAGGGGACAUAUCAAAUUUGCGUCCGUGCGUUGGAAAAGAACGACGAAUGCCAGGGGCCAUGUGGACGCAGCUGCACCGACUGGUUCACUUUCCCGAAAGCUCCCACCACGCCACUCAUCACGACCACCAGCAAUGGUUCCCGGGUCGUGAUAAGGACCAUCCCCAAUAAAACCGGGGCUUUUCCAUCUUGGUUCGGCCCUACUGUUGGCGUUACUGCUAUUGUUGCUUUUUUACUUCUGUUCGGUGGAGUCGCAGCUUACCAGCGGGUAAAGAAGAGUCCUCCAGCGCCAGACACGGAUAGCAAGCCAGACGUGGCAGUAUUGUACCACGGAUCAAGUAACAGAAACGCAUUGCAAUGUCUCAAAAGUCUUCUAGAGAGGGACAAUAGAUUUGUAUCCAGACUAAUCAACCUUUCUGAUCUCCGAAAUAAAUUUCGGACUACAUGUUUUCGAAAAUGUCCCGAUGAUGUGAUAAACAUGAGUGCUAUUAUUCUGAUUGUCUGCUCAAAGCACACAGCAGACGACUUUUUAGAGACGCAAUCUUGGCCAAGGGAUGCCGUCCACCAGGGAUUGCUCUCUUUGAUACGUGUUAGAAGUAACCAAAGGAAACGGGUAUUAGUCAAAUUGAACCCAGAGUGGCCCAGCGCAUCUAAUCUGCUGGACUGGAUGAAGUUCACUGGUGGGACAAAGGCCCUGACUUGUGAUACAGUUGGGAGGGAGUUCUUGAACGCAAUCAUCGAUGUAGCAGCAGAGAGUAACUAUGAAUGGCCUUCGAUGAGCACACUCCCGCCAGAAAUAGAGGAGGGUUUUCCGCCAUCAGGUAGCGAACUUCAUCAGCUGGACCCAAACGUCGAAAUGAUGCGAGGGAUGUCAGCCCAGGCGGACCCACUCCUUCCAGCGCUGAACAUGGAGAUGCAAGCCUAGAGUUAGGAGAUGCGGUGUUGCAAUUUAUUUCAGUGACAUCAACAACAUUACACAUUACACCAAGGUUUUUUAACAUCGGAAGUCAGAAUGUUAUCUGAGAUGAUCAUUUACCGUGGUGAAAAAAUUAUUGGUGCUAUUGUUUUUCGGAAUACGGGUUAUUUCAGUGGGCUGUAAGUUAUUACCUCCUGGUAAUUUAUGAUAAAGGGGUUGAUGUAUAUAUUGUUGCUGAAAGAUAUCAGUAAGGCAUAGCAGAAAGAACGCAAUAGUAAUACAGUAGGACAUAUCUAUCAAUAUUUUAUAUACAUGUAGUUAAUCUGACUGAGACAAAAGUUCUCUGAACCAAUUCAGACUCUUUUUAUAUACAAAAAUGUAUAUGCGUAUAUAUAUAAGUACAUUCCAGCUAAAAAGUUGAAUUUGCUUGUACUAUUAAUUAGGGAGCAACUUUAAUGACUUCAACAGCAGUUACCUCAGAUAAAGCCUUUGGCGAUUGAUGAUAUUUUUAUACUCAGGCGACUUCAGGGAGCACAUAUAGGCCCACUUCUGGUAGAAUUUGAGAAUGAUUUAUUUGGCAGCUUUCUCUAUCAUACCAAGUAUCAUGCACCAAGUAUGAUGCGCAUAUCACUUAGAGGCAAUUAUUCCUCUUCAGUCAGAUUACUCAUUCACUGUGUACAUGCACAUCACAAGCAUACCCUGCAGAUUGAUCGACAGACAGGCACAGUCCAAUGCUUCCGUGCUUUGCUAUUUGAAAAUUGGGGUAAACAAGACGGUCCGGUUUUGUCCGAGUGGUACUGAAAUACGUCUUCGUGUUUCUUGGUACCCUCUAGGACUUGGACCCCAGAAGACGCUGAUGGCGUGCUGAAAUCCAGGAGUAUCAUAUAUUGUGGUGACGAAUGAGAGACGUUUAGUUCACAAGCGCAAAUGCUUAUUGAGUGGGUAUGAAGAAAAAUGCAUCCAAAAACAUUAGCCACAAGACACACCUUAUGAUGAUUAUCAAGCUCCUUUAUUUCAUCUGUCAUAAUAUCCUUCUAUGUGAUUGGUAAGAAAUGUUUUCUAUGAUGUCGUUCACAGACUAUACAUUUGUUAUUUUAUAUAUACGAUUUCCCAAUUAGCAUUUUAAAGAUAAUAAGAAAUUGAAUGGAAACUGUGUGCAUAAUGUUUAUUUUGGUUUUAUAAUAAAAAGGUCUGA